AUGCCUACUGCACCAAAGCAACGAAAGAUAGCCAUCGUCGGUAGUCGGUCUGUGGGUAAAUCUUCCCUUACGGUACGAUUUGUUGAGCAUCAUUUUGUAGAGAGUUAUUACCCGACGAUUGAGAACACAUUCAGCCGGAUCAUCAAAUACAACGGCCAAGAUUUUGCAACUGAGAUUGUUGAUACAGCCGGUCAAGAUGAAUACAGCAUUUUGAACUCUAAGCAUUUCAUUGGGAUUCAUGGGUAUAUUAUUGUCUACUCGGUGACAUCCCGCCAAUCUUUCGAUAUGGUAAGGGUCAUUCGAGACAAGAUACUUAACCACCUUGGAGCGGACUACGUGCCCCUUGUCAUCGUCGGAAACAAAAGCGAUCUGAAGUCCGAACAACGCCAGGUAUCACUUGACGAAGGCCGGAGCCUAGGGGAGGAAUUCCAUUGUGCCUUUACUGAGGCUAGCGCCCGUCUUGGUUACAAUGUUGAGAAAGCCUUUGAUUUAAUGAUUGGGGAGAUCGAGAAGUCACAGAAUCCGUCGCAGCCCACAGGAGGCAAUAAGUGUGCUGUGAUGUGA
This is a messenger RNA of Aspergillus alliaceus, 564 nucleotides long. RefSeq names its product Rheb family small GTPase rhbA (gene rhbA). The coding region runs from base 1 to 564 and encodes 187 amino acids. Gene Ontology annotation, biological process: small GTPase-mediated signal transduction. NCBI's taxonomy places the organism in Eukaryota, Fungi, Ascomycota, Eurotiomycetes, Eurotiales, Aspergillaceae. Gene Ontology annotation, cellular component: plasma membrane. Gene Ontology annotation, molecular function: GTP binding; GDP binding; GTPase activity. The record is from RefSeq and is a predicted model, not a curated record. The transcript has 4 exons.